Phaeodactylum tricornutum CCAP 1055/1 is the source of this 846-nucleotide messenger RNA. RefSeq lists its product with no specific name. The transcript has a single exon. Gene Ontology annotation, molecular function: oxidoreductase activity; FAD binding. Lineage: Eukaryota; Bacillariophyta; Bacillariophyceae; Surirellales; Neidiaceae. The record is from RefSeq and is a predicted model, not a curated record. The annotation marks the transcript as partial.
GAAUUUAUUCCCUUGCGUCUCCUCCGCAAGGACAUUCUCAGUCACGAUACGCGUCGUUUCACCUUUGCUUUGCCCAAUCCGAAGGCCGUCCUCGGAUUGCCCACCGGACAGCACGUCGUCCUCAAGUGCACGCACCCGGACACGGGCAAGCCCGUACAGCGCUCCUACACACCCGUCACGGAUAAUAGGGUCCUGGGGGAAAUGGCUCUCGUGAUUAAAGUCUACCGUCCCAACGAUGUUUUUCCGCAAGGGGGCACCAUGAGUCAGCACGUGGACGACUUGCGAAUCGGCGAUGCGGUGCUCGUCAAGGGACCCAAGGGACACUUGAACUUUUACGAUCCCACCGUCGCCGCCUUUACCGUCAAACCACUCGGCAAGCCGCUGGAGUCACGGACGGCCCGGAAUAUUUGCUUGUUGGCCGGGGGAACCGGACUGACGCCCUGUUUGCAAAUCUUGCACGCCAUUUUUCGACACGAAAAUAACGAUAAUAGUCACGUGUCCUGCAAAAUGAUCUACGCCAACCAAACACCGGACGAUAUCCUGUGUCGGGAAGAACUCGAGACACUCGCCCGGGCGUUUCCCACAAGAUUCCAAGUGUGGUAUACCGUAGAUCGGACGACCACGGCUAUGCCCACCAGCAACGGGUCAACCAAGGAAGCGGAAGAGACGUGGGCUUACGAUGUCGGCUUUCUCAAUAAGAAGAUGAUCGAAAAACACGGACUGUUUCCGGGACAAGAGAGCUCCACGCAAUUUUUCAUGUGCGGACCACCGCCCAUGAUCAAGUUUGCCUGUUUGCCGGCCUUACAGGAACUGGGAUUCUCGGAAAAGGAUUGGGUAAUAUUCUAG